Linum trigynum is the source of this 915-nucleotide messenger RNA. Lineage: Eukaryota; Viridiplantae; Streptophyta; Magnoliopsida; Malpighiales; Linaceae. The record is from the annotation of a GenBank genome assembly.
AUGAACGACCUCUUAACGGAAUCAUUUGAAAUCCCUCGGGAUCAGGGUUCCAGACCUACUGAUAUUGAGAUGGGAAUGACCUCUGGGGAAUUGGGAUUAGAGAAUUUCUUUAAAAAGGUUCAAGAGAUCGAGAAACUAUGUGAAAAGCUCGACAAGCUACUUAGAAAGCUCCAGGAUGCACAUGAGGAGUCCAAGGCUGUGACUAAGGCUCCUUCCAUGAAAGCUAUCAAGCAGCGAAUGGAGAAAGAUGUUGAUGAAGUUGGAAAGAUUGCUCGAUUGACUAAAGCAAAAAUUGAAGCACUUGACAAGGAGAAUUUAGCAAAUCGGCAAAAGCCAUCAUGCGGGAAAGGAACUGCUGUUGAUCGAUCAAGAACUUCAACAACAGUUUCAUUGAAGAAAAAGUUUAAAGACAAGAUGGCUGAAUUUCAGUCUCUAAGAGAAAUGAUCCAGCAAGAGUAUCGUGAAGUUGUGGAGAGACGCGUAUUCACAGUGACCGGUACACGAGCAGAUGAAGAGACAAUUGACCAAUUGAUUGAGACGGGAGAUAGUGAACAGAUUUUCCAGAAAGCUAUUCAUGAACAAGGGCGUGGGCAGGUAAUGGAUACCCUGGCAGAAAUUCAAGAGCGUCAUGAUGCGGUCAGAGAGCUUGAGAAAAAGCUAUUGGAACUACAACAGAUUUUCUUAGAUAUGGCAGUGUUGGUGGAUGCACAGGGCGAUUUGCUCGACAACAUAGAAUCACAUGUAUCGACUGCAGUAGAUCAUGUACAGUCAGGGAAUACUGCCCUCCAAAGGGCAAAGUCGUACCAGAAGAGCUCUCGAAAAUGGAUGUGCAUUGCCAUCAUAAUCCUUCUCGUCAUCGUUGCCAUCACCGUAGUGGGAGUACUCAAGCCUUGGACUAACAAGAGUGGUGCUUAA